This is a messenger RNA of Triticum aestivum (bread wheat), 1890 nucleotides long. RefSeq lists its product as uncharacterized. Lineage: Eukaryota; Viridiplantae; Streptophyta; Magnoliopsida; Poales; Poaceae. The record is from RefSeq and is a predicted model, not a curated record.
CAGAUCCGCCUACAUGGUCGACAAGAAAGACCACGAGAAAAACCAUACCUCCGCCUGCCGUCGAUUUCGGAGGAGCCUGCACGACAGGGAGGUGGAGGUGGAGAUGCAGGUCAGCCUGUUCAUGGCGCCGCCGCCUCGCGUUUCCUACUUUUGCUGCUCCGCCAACUGCACCGACAACGACCACGGUGAACAAGGAGACACCCCCCGCUUGUUCAUCCGCGAGCCUUGGAUGAUCGCCACGGAGGGUGACCUUGCCCUCUUCACUCUCUGCCACGGCCACAACCGUUCCUUCUACUCCGAAAGCAGCAACUACGACUACUUCCUCUACCAGGCAGCAGCCUCACCGGCGGGGAAGCCGGAACUCACCCGGCUCCCGCGGCCCCAACCCAACAUGCUACCAGCUUUCGGAAGUCGCUGCUUCCCUACCGGCAGUAUUGGCAUCUUGCGUUACUGCAGCAACAUCCCCACCGCCGCCCACAAAAUCCCCUUGACGCCCCCCACCCCUAUCCCCAGCCCCUCCGUCGCCCUUCCCCGCCCCCAAAGUAUCCCCUUCACGCCCCCCACUUCCGUCCUCAGCCCCUCCGUCACCUCAUAUUCUCAAGCCCGCCCCAAGGAUGAUGCCUGUGAUGCCUACAGGAUUGCGGCGCUAGCCUACGACCCUUUCCACCCCAGCCAUUCCGGAUACUACCUCUGCACCUACGACUCCAAGGACCCUCGGUGGAGACGCACGCCCGCUGCCUCUCCACAGCCACCACCGCCUGAAGACUUUGUGUCCAGCAAGGUCAUCACCAUCCGCCGCUCUGGCUCCGGCUCCUGUUCCGGCAUCAUGGGCUGGGUCGACCUCUGGAGUGGCAUGCUCCUCUGUGACGUGCUCGCUGCCGCCGCCGACACCCUCUGCAUCCCGCUUCACUAUCUCACCUUUCCAGAGCCGAGGCAGCUGCGAACUGAGCUCCCUCUUGCCACAGACAUUGGAUACCACUUUCGGGACAUCGCCCUAGCCAAUGACUCCGGCAUCAUCAGGUUUGUCGACCUUCAGGUCCACGCCGAACCCAGCCCGCGCUCGCAAACUCCUAGUGGCUGGACGGUGGUCACGUGGACCUUGGAGGGGCUCAAUGGCGGUCUGGAUGCCCUGUUUUUCCGGCAGGAGCACGAGAUCCAUUCUGGACAUAUCCACGGCUACAACCUGCCUCAGUCUCUCUUUGUUUCCAACCCCAUCCUCAGCUCCGACAGAGAUGGCGUCCUCUACCUCUUGACCAAUGCCAGCAGCGAAAACACCAACAACAUGCCGUCGAAGGUGAUUGCUCUUGACCUCAACCAGAAGAUGUUGCUGGACGUGCAGGAAUUCGACAGGCAAAGACCCAGCUCCUACAUGACCACUAGCAUCUCCAGCUAUCUCAUGCCAGCUGCUGCAGCUGUGGCACAAGUACUGGAUUGCUGCCUCCACCUGGGGGCAAAUUCGUUUAUCUGUCUUACUCAGUUGAUUGAUGAAUGGGGUUACGAUUUUAAGUGCUCAAGACAGUCGCAUGUAUGCAAUGUCGAUGCUUCCAUCUUAUACGAUGAUAAUGCCGGUUUUUAGUCGAGAUGAUGAGCGCAAGAUGCACUGGCUCUUCCGGGAAGGAGAUCUUGCUGAAACCAGAGAGAUGUGGUGAUUUGGGUUUGAGGAGGGACCUUUACGCCUUCAAUAUUGCCAAAAUUAUUGCACCCAGAGGCGGAAGCUUGGUGAAUUCUACAGACGCCCUAAAAUCCCUUUGUGCUAUCAAGCUCCAUUGUACAGGCGGUGGGUGCCAGAAUUUAUUGUAUAUUUUCUCUUCAAAUGAAUUAACAGAAAUACCUAAUGCACCUUCAUAUAUAGAAAAAAAAGCAGAAGAGAUGCAAUGCAAAUACGAUGAA